AUGCGUGCGUCUGGGGUGGAUGAAGACCUUGGCGACAUGACGAAGCUGAAGCAAGACAUUCUGGACCAGCGCGAAGACGCAAAGAGCAAGAAAACAAGAAAGCGCGAAGACGAGCGAGAUCGUCAAGACUUGCUCGACCAAGCAGGUGAAAAGGCAUGCAACGAUGCAGAGGAGCGGGUCGCAAAGCGGAUGGCCCUGGGGACCAUGCCUGUAACAAUCAAGCGCGACGCUGCCCGUGAUCCCACUGAUUUGUUACUGGCAUUUGAAACCAAGCGCCACGACGAUGAUCAUGCAUAUCCAAUGCAAAGAUUGAAGUUUGAGCAGGACGAACAAGAGAUUCGUCGGAAUGAACAAAGACAAAUGGCCAUGCUUCAUGAAAUGCUCAUUGACAAAUUGUGA
Messenger RNA from Aphanomyces invadans, 399 nucleotides. RefSeq lists its product as hypothetical. NCBI's taxonomy places the organism in Eukaryota, Oomycota, Saprolegniomycetes, Saprolegniales, Verrucalvaceae. The record is from RefSeq and is a predicted model, not a curated record. The transcript has a single exon. The coding region runs from base 1 to 399 and encodes 132 amino acids.